Ciona intestinalis (vase tunicate) is the source of this 864-nucleotide messenger RNA. RefSeq lists its product as uncharacterized. Lineage: Eukaryota; Metazoa; Chordata; Ascidiacea; Phlebobranchia; Cionidae. The record is from RefSeq and is a predicted model, not a curated record.
UUGCAACGUCACAGUGGUGGUUUGUUUUCCAUUGUAAGAUUCGAUUGAAGGAAGCUGUUUUGUUCAAACGAAUAUUAAAACAUGGCUACGUCAUGGGAUGACGUAUCUAUGACGUCACGGUGUAUGAACGAGAACAAGUUUGGAGUGAAAAGCUAUUUACAAUAUUUCUAUGACGAUUGUGACGUUGGUGUCACGUGUAAAGUGAGGGGGGUGCACAGAUACGACAAUAUGGUCACGUGGUGUAUUUGCGUCAUUGGGAUUAUCUCCGCUCUGAUUGGUGGAACGCUUGUUGUCGUCACAAUCGUCAAACCGGAAGCAUUUGAUAGAGGGGACUUCCCAACCCCACGUCACUUCCUCGGUGUUCCGCAUGAGCGAUUCUUCUUGGUUGGGGGGAUUUUAUUUUCCUGUGGGCUCACUAUCGCCACCGUGUGUCUGGUGGUCAUAAGUUUGUUUCGAAUUGAGAAAAGGAAACAAAAACUCGAAUCCGACAACUUUCAGAAAACGCUAACAAUGGGAAUGAUAAUCCCAGAACGGGAAUUCCCCUUGUUUGAGACUGACUCCGAAAUAUCGCCAGUUCAACCCUUUAACCCCCAACACGACCCCUUGACCCCCAACUCAACUCCUUGACCCGGAAACGACCCUUUGACCCCCGACCAACCCUUCACCCUCGAAUCAACCCCCUUAACCUCCGCCACGACCACACAGCUUAUAGAUGUUAACUUUAUUUCUUCCCAAGUUUAAAUGCCACCCGGGAAUUCAAAAUGAACAUCUUUUCCGGUCAACUUCUUGUAAACAGCGGAAAACGUAUCAAUCUGUAAGAAUAUUAAUCGUAAAUAUGAUUAUCAUAUUAAACAUCAGAAUAAA